Messenger RNA from Columba livia (rock pigeon), 2167 nucleotides. It is a transcript of the gene UTS2R, whose product is annotated as urotensin 2 receptor. Gene Ontology annotation, molecular function: urotensin II receptor activity. Gene Ontology annotation, biological process: neuropeptide signaling pathway; regulation of blood pressure; blood vessel diameter maintenance. The record is from RefSeq and is a predicted model, not a curated record. The coding region runs from base 577 to 1725 and encodes 382 amino acids. The transcript is spliced from 2 exons. Gene Ontology annotation, cellular component: plasma membrane. Lineage: Eukaryota; Metazoa; Chordata; Aves; Columbiformes; Columbidae.
ACCCUUGAGAUUGUGCAUCCCCAGCUGGCUCUUGGCCAGGCGGGGGGAGCUGCCUAAACAAGCCCUGGCUAUCAAAAUGCUGCUGCUUUAAAAAGGCUCUUCGCUGGCUGCAGUCAAAACCACGCUAUGCCUCACGUCACCGAGGAACAGAAAUAGCAGGCAUGAGUGAAGGGAGGAGAAUGAGAGUAUCAAGAGCGCACAGAUUUCAAACAUACUUGGCGAGGUAGCGCGGUCCCUUCCUGCCGCUGCCCUUCCAGAUGCGACGGAGCACGGGGAUCUCUCGCUGGCUGCCCAGGAAGGAGGAUUCUCUUUUUUUCCUUUUUCUCUCUCUCUUUUUUUUUUUUUUCUUUUUUAAGCUUCAGCUUUAAUGCUACAAGAUUUGUUUUUGUUUUAUUUCUUGUAGGAAACUUCAUCUGCUGGAUUUAAAGCAAGUGGAGAAUGCAGAUCAUCCUUGGAUGAGACCCUGCUACAAAAUGGUUCACUGUCUCCCCAUGGUUGCAUUUCUCGAAGCAGAAGGAACAGAUCUUCGGAGCCCUGUGGCAUGAGCAAAGCCUCUGGCAUUCAAAGGCCAGGAGGAUGUCCCUCACCGAUGAGCUGGAGAGCCACUUUUCCGCGACCCCCUACAUGGUGACAGACACAAGCGAGGGCAGCCUCUUCAGAAUCGGUCCCAAUGCCUCCACCAAUGCCACCGGGGAUGGUGUCCCAGCCGCCAGUUCCAUGGAGGACAUGAUCGCCAUCUGCACCAUCGGGACGAUCCUUUCCCUCAUGUGUGUGAUCGGGGUGACAGGCAAUGUCUACACCUUGCUGGUGAUGUGCCAUUACUUGCGAUCAUCUGCCUCCAUGUACAUUUACAUCAUCAACCUGGCGCUGGCGGACCUGCUGUACCUUCUCACCAUCCCCUUCAUCGUUGGGACCUACUUCAUUCAGAAAUGGUACUUUGGGGACAUUGGCUGUCGCAUUCUGUUCAGUCUGGACUUCCUCACUAUGCACGCCAGCAUCUUCACCCUCACGGUCAUGAGCACAGAACGUUACUUUGCUGUGCUGAAGCCCCUGGACACAGUGAAGAGGUCCAAGAGUUACCGAAAGGCCAUCGCUGUUGUCAUCUGGCUGGUAUCACUGCUGCUCACCCUCCCAAUGCUCAUCAUGAUCCAGCUGGUGCAAAGGGACAACAAAAGCAUCUGCCUGCCCACUUGGAGCAAGACAUCCUACAAAGUCUAUCUCACCAUCCUUUUUGGUACCAGCAUCGUGGGCCCAGGGGUAAUCAUUGGCUACCUUUACAUCCGAUUAGCUAAGAUUUACUGGGUGUCGCAAACAGCAUCUUUCAAGCAGACCAAGCGGCUGCCAAAUCAAAAGGUGCUCUAUUUAAUCUUCACAAUAGUGCUGGUGUUCUGGGCUUGCUUCUUGCCUUUCUGGAUAUGGCAGCUCCUCUUCCAGUAUUAUGAAUCCUUACCUUUAUCUCCCAAGGUGAUGAAGAACAUUAAUUAUCUGACAACCUGUCUGACCUACAGCAACAGCUGUAUCAACCCUUUUCUCUACACCCUGCUCACCAAAAACUACCGGGAGUACCUGAAGAACAGACAGCGGUCCCUUAGCAGCAACAGCGGGUACUUCCAACGGAGGAAUCGUUUUCAGAGGAUUUCGGGGAGAUCCCUGUCCACGAGCAGUCAGCACUGCACAGAGACAUAUGUUCUUGCUCAUGCUCCUUUGGGAAACAGCAGUGCCUGAAGGUAAAAUAUAUCUCCCAGAACAAUCAAUAUUGACUUCAAUGUUGCUUUGAUUUAAAGUGUACAUUGUAAAGGCAAAGCCUUAGCAGAUCCGUCAUGUGCACACAUUUAGUCCGGAGGCCGUGCCGUAUGUCUGUUCUCAUUUUCUUCAGUGCCACCGAUUUGAUGCUAGCAACAUUCAGCUGAACAUCUAUCUAAAUAGCCUCUCGCUUUUUAUCUUUGUAUUUUAUAGUGUACGUCUCCUCAAGUAGCCAUCAAUAAUGAAAGCCUAUAACAGGGCCAUGUUUUUUAAUAGUAUCAGCUGUCUCACAGAGUUUAAAAUUAUGUUAUCCUGUGAAUGGCUGUAGUUUGCUCUUUCUUUAGCAGUAAUGCUAAAUUUGUAAUUGUACGAGGACUAAAAACAAAGAAAUAAAGACAAAGCAGCUGCUGUUUGUGACAUGUAA